Seriola dumerili (greater amberjack) is the source of this 5272-nucleotide messenger RNA. RefSeq names its product macrophage mannose receptor 1-like. The record is from RefSeq and is a predicted model, not a curated record. Gene Ontology annotation, molecular function: signaling receptor activity. The transcript has 32 exons. NCBI's taxonomy places the organism in Eukaryota, Metazoa, Chordata, Actinopteri, Carangiformes, Carangidae. The coding region runs from base 122 to 4426 and encodes 1434 amino acids.
CAUGAUGUGUCAGUACUAUUGAGAUUGACUUUUGAGAACCACUCACACAGCUCUAAAAUCCUUUGCAAGAAAUGCAGGGAUUAAGUGUUCUGCCAUAAGACAUUUCAGAGGAAUUCUUACAAUGAGGAUAACUUGUACAUCUUUUGUGCUCCUCAUCCAAAUGCUCCAAUGUUUGGCUUCAGAUGAUUCACCAUUUCAACUAACUAACAAGGCCACUGGUUCUUGUUUGGUUCAAACAAAUAACAAAUGCAAUGACAUACGCUGGACGACUGGUGACCGACUUCUGAUUCAACAGAGGAGUAAGUGCCUGGGAGUCCAGGGGAAAAGUGUGGGGAGUGAAAUAAACCUCUACGAUUGUGACGAAAACAGUGAACUCCAGAAGUGGGAAUGCAAGAAUGAAACAGUGCUCGCUCUCAAAGGCCAAGAGCUUUACAUUGAGCUCACUGCAGAUAACACAGCAGUUCUCUCUAAAACAAUAGGACCCAAUAACCACCUCGCAAUUUCAGGGACGUCCAGCGGUGCCUGCACAAGAACAUACAGAGAACUCUAUGCAAUCAGUGGAAAUGCAGCGGGAAAGCUCUGCAUGUUUCCCUUUAUGUAUCGAGACCAGUGGUACUCAGACUGCACUACAGCUUCCUCAAAAAACCAUCCUUGGUGUGCAAUUGAAACAAACUAUGAGUCAAAUAAUCUCUGGGGCUACUGUCCAACUAACUCCAAAGCAGACUGGCAUGUAAACCCAGCAACAGGAGCAAUUUACCAAUUCAACACCCAGUCAGCUGUGACUUGGCCCCAGGCUGAGGCCAGCUGCAAACAGCAGGGUGCCUCCCUGCUUAGUAUCAACAAUCCUUACGAGCAGGAUUAUGUGACAGUACUACUAGGGAGAGGGGGCAGUAAGCUUUGGACUGGGCUGAUCCUGGAUCUAGAACAUGGUUGGAAAUGGUCCAAUGGGAGGCCUUACCGUUAUAUGAAAUGGGACUCAGGACAUCCACUUCCUUAUCCGGGACACAAUUGUGCAAUUGUUGAUCCUACUGUACAGUACUCCUGGCAGAGUUUACCUUGCACCAAGAAAGUAGGAUACAUAUGCUAUACCAAAGGGCCUGAGGAAAAUCCUAAACAAGCUGUUGAGACAGGAUUUUGUUCAAGCCCUUGGAUUCCCUACAAUGGUCACUGCUUCCACCUUAAUCGCACUCAGAAAACAUGGUCUGAAGCUCAGACAGAGUGCGUUCAUGAAGGAGGGGACCUAGUCAGCAUCCGCAAUGUGGAGGAGCAAAGCUUUGUCAUCUCUCAACUUGGAUAUGCAUCCACUGAUGAGCUUUGGAUUGGACUAAAUGACAGGAAGACAGAGGGGCUGUUUGACGGGGGUGACCACUCUACUGUCAGCUUUACCAGCUGGGAGUUUGGGAAAGUAGCUGUCUCCACACAUAUUAAAGACUGUGUUCUCAUCAGAGGAGAGAAGGGGAACUGGGUUGAUCGUGUGUGUGAUGAGAGACACGGUUUCAUUUGUAUGAAGAGGAGUGCUUCAAAACCAACUGGAGAUGAAGUGGAACAGGACGUAGGGUGUAAAACUGGGUGGAGGAAACAUGGCUCAUACUGCUACUUCAUAGGGAAAGAGACCAAAACUUUUGAUGAAGCUAAAGAUGACUGCAAGAGUUCAGAUUCUUACUUAGCUGAUGUUUCAAAUGGGGUGGACAAUGCAUUCCUCGUCAGCUUGGUGGGGAUGAGACCAGAGAAGUACUUCUGGCUAGGACUCUCAAACCAGAAAAACAUUGAUGAAUUUGUGUGGACCAACACAGAUAUAGUGAGGUUUACUCACUGGAACGCUGAAAUGCCAGGUCACCGACAGGGCUGUGUUGCCAUGAAAACUGGGAUUUUUUCUGGCCUCUGGGAUGUGCUGCCUUGUGCCAAUAAGGAAAAAUACAUUUGCAAACACCUGGCAGAGGGGGCAGUUUUAACUCCCGCCCCAUCCACUCUUAACUCUCCGAAGUGUGCAGACGGCUGGAGUCCAGUGGUAUCAAGGAACUACUGCUUUAAGUUGUUUACAGAGUCAUCUUACAAAAAGAGAACCUGGUAUGAGGCCAGAGAUUACUGCAUGACCAUUGGAGGAGACCUGCUCAGCAUCCACAGCGCUGCUGAGCUUAAAAUGCUGGAUGAUCGCCGUCAAGCAGUCUGGAUUGGACUUAGUGCCCCUGACCCAGUCACCGGUUUUGUAUGGAGCGAUGGAUCCCCACUGCAGUUCCAACACUGGGAGGAUGAUGCGCCAAACAAUAAAAAUAAUGUAGAAUCUUGUGCUGAAUUUAAAGUGAAUAGGUGGAUGCGGAGUGGAUCUUGGAAUGAUGUGCACUGUGAGACGUACCAUGGAUGGCUGUGCCAGAUCCAGGCAGGAGUGACUCCAAAGCCACCUCCAGACCCUGUCACUCCUGACUAUAAUAGGACAUCAGAUGGGUGGCUAGAAUGGAAUGGAAAUCAGUAUUAUCUUAACAUAGCGUCGAUGGCCAUGGAAGACGCUCGUCGCUUCUGCCAACAGAAGCAUGCUGCCUUGGUGACUAUAAACAGUGAAGCUGAAAGUGUCUUUUUAUGGAAACAGAUAUCCAGUUAUCAUUUGUCUUACUGGAUUGGCCUGAAUGUAGAUCUUGAUGGAACAUUUACGUGGAUGGAUGGUUCUCCAGUGGAGUUUCAAAGGUGGGAUGAAAAUCAACCUGAUUUCCAUAACAAUGAUGAGAAUUGUGCUAUCAUCACUAGCUCUAUGGGGUUCUGGCAUGAUAAUAAUUGUGGGUAUGAGUACAGAUCCAUUUGUAAACGCAGUGGCUCACCACCUGCCAAUGCCACUGUAGCACCAACAGUUCCUCCAAGAGGUGGCUGUCCACAAAACUGGAAAAGAUUUAAGUCAAAGUGUUACAACAUCAUUAAUAGCCAGAGGGAGACAUGGGAAGGAGCAAGGACACAAUGUAAAGCAAUGGGAGGAAAUCUAGCCUCAAUUCUCUCUAGACAUGAGGAAGUGUUUUUGUUAACUGAAAUGGCUAAGACACCUACAACAAACCUGUGGAUUGGUUUGUAUAGUCGAAGUGGUCAACGGUUUCACUGGACAGACGGGCGACCAAUGCGAUACAGCAACUGGGGGAGUGAUAGAGAUCACCUUGGCCUAUUUUAUGAUGAUGAGAUUCAUUACUAUAUACAGCAAAUGUACAAGUGUGCUGCAAUGACUGCCAAUCCGAGGAUCGGCAGAGGGCAAUGGACAGCAUUGUCCUGCAAUGACACCAAUGGAUAUGUCUGUCUUCAAAAUCUUGAUCCAUCUCUCCCGGACUCCCCCGAACCAACAGUUCCUAUUGAAUAUGUCAAAGUAUUCAAUGACUCUAUCAAGGUUGUUACUCAACCAUUGAACUGGGAUGCAGCCCAGAAGCGCUGUCAAAGUGAUGAUGCCAACCUGGCUAGCCUACGAAAUGAGUGGCCACAGGUCUAUGUCGCGCUGAUGACUUUGAAUCUGAACUCUCCUCUGUGGAUUGGACUCAACAAAAACCAGACUGGUGGAAAUUUCAGAUAUGUUGAUGGCUGGCAUAUGACCUUAUCCAAUUGGGAUAGAAAUGAACCAAGCACAGACCGACAUUGUGUAUAUGUGGAUGUGGAUGGAAAAUGGAAGACCGCUGACUGCAAUAAGAAAAUGACCAGUGUUUGUAUGAAGACUACAGACAUACCACCAACAGAGUCAAGUGAUUUCCCAGGAUUUUGCCCUGAUGACCCAGAAACAUCCAGUUACAAUAGCCGCAGGUCCACUUGGCUAACAUUUAAGGGUCACUGUUACCUCUUUGUCACAGAGAAAAAAAAGUGGGUAGAUGCAUCUGCUAGCUGUAUCAGACAUGAAGGUGCAACUCUUGCCAGCAUUGAAGACCCCUCUGAGCAACAAUUUAUUCAAAACAAUGUGAAUAUAUAUAAAGACAGCGAAUCCUUUUUCUGGAUCGGCUUGUAUAAAACUCACACAGGUUUAUGGAAAUGGUUGGAUGAAACAGUCAUGGACUACACUAACUGGGAUUUAAGUCUAUUUAGGGACGGCGCUCAUGGAUCGAUUAAAUCGUCAAAUGGGGGGUGGAGCACAGACAGACACUGGCUAACGAGAGGAUAUAUUUGCAAAGCACCCAAAGUAUUACAAGACACACCAUCGACAACAGUAAGUCCAACGGUGGAUCUUCAAACCCAUGGCCACAUAAUUUUGACAAUUGUUCUGGUUAUCAGUACAAUUGGCGUGGGGAUAUUCAUUGUCCUCUUUAUCCUCAAGAAGUCUGGCCACCGCUUAUGCAUCUCUGAAAAGUCAACUAACUUUGACAACGCACACAACGUCUCCAGCAAUGAGCAGUUCCUGUCUGAUCUGGUGGCCACCAAUGAGCUGGUACCAAAUGCAGAGGAAGAGAGCCCUGAGCCUGUUAUAAUGUUGUAAUGUAAAUACCAACAGAGUGCUACAGGUAUUCUUAAUUAGAGAACCAAUAACUUUAAUGCAGUUGGCAAUAACUAACCUUAAUCAACAUAACUAUUAAAGCUGUAGAAGGGUGACAUUUUAAUCCACGCUUUAUUUCACAUUAAGAUACUCUACCUGCUAGGAAUGUGCAGUGGACUUUUGCAUUUGCCAGACUGCUAACUGUGUAAAUGACCUUUUAUCUGUCUAGAAAUCCUGGUGACUCCUAAGACAUUGUAUGUCUUGCUGAUGAGAAUCAAAACAACUGUACUAAAAGAUGUUGUAAAUAAUAAAACAAUGUCAUCUACAUUAAAUCUUAUAUUUGACUUUUCCCUAUCUUGUAAGAAAAAAAAAUCAUAGUGGGUUUAUCGGUGCACUGGAGUGCUUCACUUUGCUUAGCUUAAAUAAUUAAUGUUUUUUUAUUAGCAUUUUCUUCAUGUUUACAUAUCUAGUCCACCACUUCCUAGGCAGAAAUAUACUUUAUCUUUCACAUUUAUGUGAUAGCUCUGGUUACAGCUACUGCUGUAGUUGUCAGAAGUUCAUCUAAUUGGCAAGUAAAAUUUAGCUGCAAAAGAAUGUCUGAAACCUGAAAACAGCCUUUGUAAAAGCACAGAAAGGGUUGUAAUUGGCAGUAAGAAAUCUUGGACACAAACUUCCCUCAUGUCACCAAAUAAUAAUGAAUACAAACUGACGAAUUCUUAGAAAUUGAACUGCAGAGCUACUAAACAGCAGCAACAGUCCAACAUGUCAUGUUUCAUCAUUGAACACUGACACUUGCAGUGAUAUUUUGUAUCAUUUAUCAUUCAGGUAUUAAUACAGAAGCAUAACAUA